This is a messenger RNA of Seriola aureovittata, 3913 nucleotides long. It is a transcript of the gene zbtb17, whose product is annotated as zinc finger and BTB domain containing 17. Gene Ontology annotation, molecular function: RNA polymerase II cis-regulatory region sequence-specific DNA binding; DNA-binding transcription factor activity; protein binding. The transcript is spliced from 15 exons. The record is from RefSeq and is a predicted model, not a curated record. Gene Ontology annotation, biological process: negative regulation of transcription by RNA polymerase II; regulation of immune system process; regulation of cytokine production. NCBI's taxonomy places the organism in Eukaryota, Metazoa, Chordata, Actinopteri, Carangiformes, Carangidae. Bases 337 to 2928 code for a protein of 863 amino acids.
UACAUGGACGUCACGUAAGUCACGUAGCUCGAUGGCGCCAUCACGCGGCCAUCAUCACCACACAACGUGUUCGCACUGCGUCUGCUCCUGCGACACAUCCGGCCGGUCCCUAUCAAUCGAUCAGAGAGAGGAAGAUGGCGGUGGAUGGAGUUAGCGGGGCAAGAUCGAUCACCGAAAAACUCGAUUGGGUUUGCUUUUCGUAACUCAGUCAAAGACUCGUAAACACCGCUCGGUCCAGCAGUUUGAACCCGGAGCGAAGAGGAGAUAACAAGGAGUGGUCCUCUGAGCCUGUGCAUUCCUGCCAGCCUCCUCCACGAUCUUCAAGCCUUCAGAGCGAUGGAGUUCCCGUGGCACAGUGGGAAAGUUCUGGAGCAGCUUGAUCGGCAACGCAAGCAGGGCCUGCUGUGUGAUUGCACCUUUGUAGUGGAUGGGGUGGACUUCAAGGCCCACAAAGCUGUGUUAGCGGCCUGCAGUAUCUACUUCCGCACCCUCUUCUUGGACCAGAAAGAUGUGGUGCAUCUGGACAUCAGCAAUGCAGCAGGUUUGGGUCAGGUCCUGGAGUUUAUGUACACAGCCAAGCUGAGUUUAAGUCCACAGAAUGUAGAAGACGUGCUUGCUGUUGCCAACUUUCUACAAAUGCAAGAGAUUGUAAACGCCUGCUCUGCGUACCAGUCGAUGGCAAACCCAGCUCCUUCCCUCAUAACACUGGAUUUCACCGUUGAAGAAAAAGCAGGUGAAAAGGAGCAGAAAGAGGAGCUGGAGGGCGACCUGGCAGAAGUGCCAUCACAAGUGGAGGAGCCUCCUUCUGACGGUCCAACUGAAGAUCAAGAGCCCACACAAAAUCAGGACAAUGUAGAGGAAGACGUCUCUGCCGAAACACAAGAGACUGCUUCUCAGCCCAGCCCUGCCAGAACCAACUCAGGCCGAGGACGACCCCCCAAAACCAGCCCCCUUUCUGCCCAGAAGAAGACGCCUGUAAAGAAGGAAGGAGGGAGCACCGAACAAGAUGCACCUGGAUUUCAGGACGACCCCUCUGACGCCGACUAUACGCCCAAGUCACAGCUGAAAUCUGGCGGCAGCUCGUCCUACAUGAGCUCUCGAGGGAGAAGAAUCAGAAAACCUCCUCGACGAAACUUCCCACCCGACAACGACUCAGAGGAUGAAGACGCGUCAAAGACGAAACCCGAGAAGAAGGUGACGGAGCCGGCUCAGGUGGCCGAGGACCAGGAGGAGGAAGACUCUGGGGAGGCUGGUGAUGGGGGAACUGAUGAUGAUGAGGAUGAUGAUGAAGAUGAAGAAGAGGAGGCCGGUGAGGAAGAUGGCGAGGACGGCCAGCAGGCGGGAGGAGGUGACUCCAGCGGCGAGAGAGACGGGAGACAAACCCAGGCAGCGUCGAUGAGCAGCCGCUCCGAGUCAAAGCCUUACAGCUCCGUGACUCACAAAUGUGAGGACUGUGGGAAGAAAUUCACCCACACUGGUAAUUUCAAGAGACACAUGCGCAUUCACACGGGAGAGAAGCCGUUCAGCUGUCGGGACUGCAACAAGGCUUUCUCUGACCCAGCAGCCUGUAAAGCCCACGAGAAAACACACAGCCCUCUGAAGCCGUACUGCUGCUCCACCUGCGGGAAGAGCUACCGCCAGAUCAGCCUGCUCAACCUGCACCGCAAACGCCACACAGGUGAGGCGCGCUACAGCUGCGACGUGUGCGGCAAGCUCUUCACCACAUCCGGAAACCUGAAGCGGCAUCAGCUGGUGCACAGCGGCGAGAAGCCGUAUCACUGCGACUACUGCGAGAAGGCCUUUUCUGACCCCACGGCCAAGAUGCGACACCUGGAGACGCACGACACAGAGAAGGGCAACAAGUGUCCACACUGCGAGAAACGCUUCAACCAGCUGGGAAAUCUGAAGGCUCACUUAAAAAUCCACAUUACAGACGGGCCUCUCAAGUGCAAAGAGUGUGGCAAACAGUUCACCACUUCAGGAAAUCUGAAGAGACACCUGCGGGUUCACAGCGGGGAGAAACCGUAUGUCUGCGUUCACUGUCAGAGAGCUUUCAGCGACCCCGGAGCUCUGCAGCGACAUGAACGCAUCCACACAGGAGAGAAGCCCUGCGUCUGUCUUAUCUGCGGCAAAGCCUUCACCCAGGCCAGCUCGCUUAUCGCUCACGUCCGCCAGCACACGGGAGAGAAGCCUUAUGUGUGUGAUCGCUGCGGCAAAAGGUUUGUGCAAUCCAGUCAACUGGCCAAUCACAUUCGGCACCAUGACAACGUCCGUCCACACAAGUGUCAGAUGUGCAACAAAGCAUUUGUCAAUGUGGGAGACCUGUCGAAGCACAUCAUCAUACACACAGGGGAGAAACCUUUCCUGUGUGAUAAAUGCGGCCGAGGGUUCAACCGUGUGGACAACCUCCGCUCCCACGUCAAGACCGUCCACCACGGCAAGGCCGGCAUGAAGCGGCUGGUCGUAGCCGGGGGCAGCGCGGACGAGGGGGCUGAUGUGUGCGCAGGCACGGCCACCUCUGACAACGAAAUCAACAUAGUUACCGUAACCACGGAGGACAUCGUCACCCUGGCAACCGAGGCCCUGGCAGGCAGUGCCGUAGCUCAGCUGACAGUAGUUCCAGUGGCGGCUUCAGUGUCGGCAGAUGAGACCGAGGCUUUGAAAGCUGAAAUCACCAAAGCCGUAGAGAAAGUGCAAGAAGCAGACCCCAACACGCAGAUCUUAUACGCUUGUGAUUCAUGUGGUGAUAAAUUCUUGGAUGCGAGCUCCCUGGCCCAGCACGUUCGCAUCCACACAGCUCAGGCCUUGGUCAUGUUUCAGGCAGAUUCUGACUUCUACCAGUACACCACAGCUACCACUGCUGAGGGGGAUACCGCCACAACAUGGCAACCCACAACUGAGCAGGUCAUUCAGGAAGGGGAAAACUGAUCUGCCGUGCCCAGGACAGAAAGGGAGAAGCAGAGGGGGGGAGGAUGGAGAAGUGGAAACCCACACAGCAGAGGUGGAGGAGGAGAAAGAAGAGGAGUUGGAAUGUGAACGUCAGGCGUCGUGGAGCAGAUUUGUGAAGAGUGUAAGAAAUAUUUUUGUGAAAGAAAUCUAAUUUAUACAGGAGGAAGAAAUGCAAGAAAUAAAGUGAGUCGGUGAUGAGGUCUCAGAGUUUCAGCCUCCCAAACUUUACCUAAACUGGAUUCAUAAAACACAACAGUUUUUAAACAAUUUCAUUUUAGGAUUUAUAGUCAUAAAUCAUGUUUUAUGCAGUCAGUCCUAAUUCCAGCAAACCAGGCGAGAUUCAUUGAUUUGGUAAAUAUUGUCAAGAAGUCUUUCAGAGAUGGUUAUACUAUGUAUAGUUUGUUUAUUAUUAGACUGAAAUGCAGGAUUGUGCAUUGUCCUUUGUAUAAAACAUCACAACUCAGUCUUACCUUAUAUAACUUGAAGAACUCUGUGUUAUUUUUCCAUUUCACUCAGGUGAAAUAUGUACAUGCCCCCUAAACAGUGGAAAUAUUUUAUUGUACUUAGUAGAAGUAUUUUCACGGAAAGCACAUUAUACAGAGAUUAUUUACAUAGACAUGUAGGGGUACUAAAGAUUUAAGAAGUGGGAUGCCAUUUAUUCUUGUCCUGGCAAACACUGCAAAUGCUUUGCAUGUGUAAUAUUUGUAUAUUUGUGAUGUGUCCUCUAAGUCUUAUUACCUCUGAUAAAAAAAACAAAUAUUUGUGGUGACAACAAACUGGUCAACAAUUCUCAGUUUUACUAUGAUUGCAAGACAGCUUUUGUUUUUAUUGCAGUAAACUGAUCACACUGGUAUGAAGUAUUUUGUCUGUUUAUAUUAACACCUGCAAGAUGCUCGAUUAAAUAUCAGUUACAUAGACACACUGGUAGUCAUCAACGGAUCAAUAAAGAAUCAUCACAGUCUGA